Carya illinoinensis is the source of this 1215-nucleotide messenger RNA. RefSeq lists its product as uncharacterized. The record is from RefSeq and is a predicted model, not a curated record. The transcript has 7 exons. Bases 393 to 803 code for a protein of 136 amino acids. NCBI's taxonomy places the organism in Eukaryota, Viridiplantae, Streptophyta, Magnoliopsida, Fagales, Juglandaceae.
AAAUAUAAAAACAAGAAAUUGGAGGAUACGGGAAUUCUCGGUCACCCAUUGAGCAGCAACCAAUCAAGAUCUAGAAUUUCAGAGAAAAAGAGAAGUCAAAUUGAGGGCAUGGUUGUCUCUGGUGGCUUUUAUCCAAUCAACCUUCAUGAUUCAGACAGAGGGAGUUAAUUUUGGUAAGCUUUCGGCUCUUAAAUGCUCAAGGGGAUACCUUUGUUUGUCAUGACAAAACUGGGUGAAGACUCCAUCUUUUUGUCACCUCUUUCUAUAUAUCUGAUCUGAAGGAAGAAGCGGGAACUCAAGGGAGAGAGCGCUCAGUUCUUGUUCUUCGUAGGUUCUUGUUAGAGUUGCAACAAAACAGAGGACAUCAACCUGCAGAAUAAAUCUCUCACACAAUGGAUCAACAAAGUACUCAACUUCUCUUGAUCAUCAAGGCUACCAGAAAUGGCCUUGAGUUGGUGAGAUCAGUCUCUGAUAAGCAUCUUGAUCUUUUGAGGUCAACCACUCGAUAUAUUUCAGUAGUUAAAGGGCAAGUAUCCGAUGCUGUGGGGCGUGAAAAGGGCAAGUAUAUCCUCAUUCGAGAUCUGGAAGAAUCCCAAUUAGGGAUUUACGACAAGCCCCUUCCAUGCUUUGGCUGUGGGAUAGGAUGGUUUUCAUUUCUUUUAGGUUUUGUGUUUCCACUUCUUUGGUACUAUGGGACGAUUCUCUAUUUUGGAAAUUACUACAGGAGGGAUCCUAGGGAGCGAGCAGGGCUGGCAGCCUCAGCAAUUGCUUGCAAAUUGCAAAGGUUCUCUUAUGUGUCUUAAAAGUAGUAUAAUUUGUUAAUGUCAUUGCAGGCACUGGCUUGUACUGUAGUGUUGCUGGUCAUAGCAGCUAUUCAUUUCUUUUAGCCACUGCGACUCUGUUCCUGGGAUGUUCCUAGCAAAUUGUGAGCAUCACAAAAUUGAACUAGAAUUGCAAGGACAUGUAGAUAACACGGCUCAAGAGACGGGGGGAAAAGCAUAUAAUUCAUAGAAUACUCCCCAAAAAUUUGAAGACUAGAUGAGAUGAUAAAAAUCCAAACGCCCUUUUCACAAAGAUUCUGCAUUUGUAUGUAAUAGAUGCCAAGAAAAUUUGUAUUUCAAACUGGUAAAUGUCUAUGACAGUUAAUUUGAAGCUCGUCCAUGGUCCAAACACAUGCAUACAUAUAUAUAUAUAUAUAUAUAUAAUUCCACUUCA